Molecule: messenger RNA, 3136 nt
Organism: Cheilinus undulatus (humphead wrasse)
Lineage: Eukaryota; Metazoa; Chordata; Actinopteri; Labriformes; Labridae
Product: ATP-dependent zinc metalloprotease YME1L1-like
Exons: 18
Coding region: 200-2359 (719 amino acids)
Biological process (GO): mitochondrion organization; protein quality control for misfolded or incompletely synthesized proteins
Cellular component (GO): mitochondrial inner membrane
Molecular function (GO): ATP binding; ATP hydrolysis activity; ATP-dependent peptidase activity
Source: RefSeq, a predicted model, not a curated record
ACGUAAUUUUGUAGUCCAUUUGACCUCAGAAGAAGCUGGAGAAUCCAUUUGCUGUUGUUAGCUAAGCUGCUAAAAGUUGUGUAACAGAGAAAACAAGAGGACACCGCUGUCGGGAGGUCUCUUGUAGCGGAGUGAAACAGAGGGUGUCCCCUAUUAAAGCCUCCGGUUCUUUGCUGAUUCAAAUCAUCCUUCGGCAGAAAUGUUCUCGCUGUCAACAUCGUUUCAGCCCCAGCAGAUGAUACUGCCCCUCAGCCAGCUGAUCAAUGCCCUCCACUCUCUGAAGAACUCAGCCACAGCCUCAGUCCAGACUCUGCACAAAGACAUCACUCCAGACCACAGUUCAGAGCCCAGUGUGAGCCUGAGGGAUCUCGGCCUGUCAGAGAUUAGAGUGAGUCAGCUGGAUGAGCUGGUCAGCAGGUUGCUGCCCACACCAGGACCAGAAGAGCCUCCUGCUGUUCCCUCGACAUGGAGGACAAGUCAUGUUUCUGCGGACAGCUUCUUUCAAAACAAGCAUGGGUUUUCACACAGAAGAUUGGGAGUUUUUGGCUCUCCGAUAUUCCACAGACAAUACUACAGUCCUCUAAAAGACGUCUGCUCAGAGCUACAUUUUUUACCUGUCUUAAUCCAGAGUCGAGGUUUUAAGACACUUAGGUCAAGGACCAGACGAGUGGACCCAGGCUACGAUGGCCCUGUGGAUUCUGAGCCUUACACACCAGCCUUCAUGAAGGGGUUGCUUCAGAGGGAAAAGGCAUCAGAGGCACAAUCUCUGGACCAAGUGAUGAAACAGAAGAACCUCCCAGAGAACCAGCAGGAGGCUUUCAAGACUGGUUUCACAGAGGGGUUCAUGAGGUCUCAGGCGUUCACUCAGAGAACACAAGACUCGCUGAGGAGAACCAGGCUCAUCCUGCUGGUCCUCCUACUUCUUGGUAUUUAUGGCUUGUCAAGAACCCCAUUUCUCUCGGGUAAAGGCUCCUUUUCUGAUGCUGUGAGGUUCCGCACCACAUCUGGUCUUGACUCGGCAGUCGACCCCAUCCAGAUGAAGAAUGUGACAUUUGAGCAUGUGAAAGGAGUAGAAGAGGCCAAGAAUGAACUGCAGGAUGUCGUUGAGUUUCUCAAGAAUCCCCAGAAGUUUACUGUACUGGGUGGAAAGCUCCCCAAAGGGAUCCUCCUUGUUGGUCCUCCAGGCACAGGAAAGACUCUGUUAGCCCGCGCUGUAGCCGGGGAGGCCGAUGUACCGUUCUACUACGCCUCUGGAUCAGAGUUUGAUGAGAUGUUUGUGGGUGUCGGUGCCAGCAGAAUCAGGAACCUUUUCAAAGAGGCAAAAGCAAAUGCACCCUGUGUGAUCUUCAUUGAUGAGUUGGACAGCGUAGGUGGAAAGAGGAUCGAGUCUCCUAUGCAUCCUUAUUCCAGACAAACCAUCAACCAGCUGCUGGCUGAAAUGGACGGGUUUAAACCAAAUGAAGGAGUCAUUGUUAUCGGUGCUACAAACUUCGCUGAAGCUUUAGAUAACGCUCUGGUGAGACCAGGAAGGUUUGACAUGCAGGUGACGGUCCCUCGCCCAGACGUGAAAGGACGCACGGAAAUUCUCAACUGGUACCUCUCCAAGAUUAAAGUGGACCCUGCUGUUGAUGCAGAGAUUAUUGCCCGAGGCACAGUGGGCUUCUCGGGAGCAGAGCUGGAGAACCUGGUGAACCAGGCAGCCCUGAAGGCAGCUGUGGAUGAGAAAGAGAUGGUCACAAUGAAAGACCUGGAAUUUGCUAAGGACAAGAUCCUCAUGGGCCCUGAGAGGAGGAGUGUGGAAAUCGACAAGAAGAAUAAAACGAUCACAGCCUACCAUGAGUCUGGUCAUGCUAUCGUUGCCUAUUUCACCAAAGAUGCGAUGCCCAUCAAUAAGGCAACCAUCAUGCCCAGAGGCCCAACACUAGGCCAUGUGUCCCUGCUCCCAGAAAAUGAUCGUUGGAGUGAGACGAGAGCACAGCUUCUGGCUCAGAUGGACGUAAGCAUGGGUGGCCGUGUAGCAGAGGAGCUCAUCUUUGGAGAUGACUACAUCACCACUGGAGCAUCCAGUGACUUUGAUGGAGCAACCAAAAUAGCAAAAAUGAUGGUGACGAGGUUCGGCAUGAGUGACAAGCUUGGCGUCAUGACCUACGGCGAUGUAACCAAGCAGAGCCCAGAGACACAAGCUGCUAUUGAACAAGAAGUCAGAGUCUUACUCAAGGACUCAUAUGAGCGUGCUAAAAACAUCCUGAAGACCUACAGUAAGGAGCACAAGACGCUAGCUGAUGCCCUGCUCAGAUAUGAAACUCUGGACGCCAAAGAGAUCCAGAUGGUGCUAGAGGGCAAAUCACUGGACCACUAGAUACCUCAGUAGUUAUUUUAGACACUUGUAUAUAUAUUAAGCUGUGCAAUUGUGCACAGGCCUUUUGGAGGCCUUGUAUUUCAUUUCUUUGUUUCCCUCUUAAGUUUAUUGUAAAGAUGACAUGAUUAAGUUAAACCCCUCUAUGGAUUUUAUUUUAUUAGGUUUGUUUUUUCCUGUAGAGAAGACUUGUUUUCAUAGCAAUUUUAAGCACUUCACAGGCUCAUUGAAUAAAAAGGAACAUUUCUUCAGGAUCCAAAAAUCUUUCAGGUUUCAUUGAAGUAUUUUAAGAUCACAUACUUCAGCAAUAGUUUUAUACAUCAGAUUGGAAAUUCUGUGGAGUAAUGAGGUAGAAUGAAUUCAACAAAGAUCAUGGUUAAUUUAAGUGACAUGUCUACAAUUCUGUGUCUCUCUUGAAUCUGUACAGACUUGUAAACACCGUAGGACCUUAAAGUACCUCAAUCAAGAAUGUACCAUUUCGCUGUAGCAAGGUACAGGUGAUACCCCUGUUCAGUGUUGAACAGUCGAUUUAGAGUUUUUCCUCUAAAUGAUGUCGUUCAGUUACAUCUACCUAAUGCUUUCUGUUUUGUGUGUUAUUUAUUUAAGUGCCCAAAGAUGUGUUCUCUCUUUCUGACGUUAGUGAUAGGCCUUCAUGAGGAAUUCUCAGCUCAUCUGUAACAGAUCAGUGAGGGUUAAUGUAAAUAUGUUCUGUAAACGUGUGAAGGGAUUGACAUUGUGCUUUCCUUUGAAGCUCAAAUAAAGGUUUCUUUUACUCAUGAA